Ahaetulla prasina is the source of this 3053-nucleotide messenger RNA. Its product is annotated as paired box protein Pax-6-like. The transcript is spliced from 11 exons. Gene Ontology annotation, molecular function: DNA-binding transcription factor activity, RNA polymerase II-specific; RNA polymerase II cis-regulatory region sequence-specific DNA binding. Bases 600 to 1445 code for a protein of 281 amino acids. Lineage: Eukaryota; Metazoa; Chordata; Lepidosauria; Squamata; Colubridae. Gene Ontology annotation, biological process: regulation of transcription by RNA polymerase II; anatomical structure development. The record is from RefSeq and is a predicted model, not a curated record.
GCCUGUGCUAGCUUUAAGAAAAGACUACUUAGAAGCUGUCCCACAGACCAUGGAUUCAUCAUGGCCUGAAAAUAGAAUUUUUCUGCCUUCAUUUCAUUCAGCCUAACCUCGCAAAAGGUGAUCUCAUGAACCUGGGACACUGCAAUCGUCAUAAACAUGAGUCAGUUGCCGAAUUUGGAUCGCAUGACCAUAGGAAUGGUGGACGUACACUUACGUACUGGACUCUUUAUAGAUAAAAAGGAUUCCCUCCAGCAGCCAACAUUCAAAUAAGCCGGGAUCAGUUCAACAUCAGACAGACAAACGAUCAAGCAAAAAAUAAUAUUUUAAUUAAGGAGCUUCCAAGGAGAAAACUACACCUCCAUCAACACAGGCAGAUGGAUCAAACCUACUUCACACAUAACUAAUUUACCCAAUUACUGGCUUAGCAUCACUUUUAGUCAAGUACUGUCCUGCUCUGUUCAGUUGCAAAUUUCAGUAACAGAGGAUUCCAGGUUUAUCCAAGGUAGGGUGGGCAACUGCAGCUUGCAACCCUCCAGGUGGGGGGUUUCUGUUGACUCCACCAGCCUUCUUCCUGUCCCUCUGAUCUUCAGCCCCAUUCCAUGGGGGUGGAUGGCAUGUAUGAGAAGAGCAGAAUGCUGAAUAUACAAAACAGCACAUGGAGUAAUCGCCAAGAGUGGUACCAAGACAGUUUGGUGACAGGACAACUCAACCCUGACAGCUGUCAGCAGCUAGAAAGUAGCUUGGAUUCUGAGCACACCCAAGGUGGUGGCAACCAAGACCUAGAUGACUCCCAAAUCCAUUUGCAGCUGAAGCGCAAAUUGCAAAGAAACAGAACUUCUUUUACACAGGAGCAAAUAGAGGCAUUGGAGAAAGAAUUUGAGCGUACUCACUACCCUGAUGUCUUUGCCCGUGAACGCUUGGCAGCAAAAAUUGAUCUUCCUGAAGCCCGGAUCCAGGUCUGGUUCUCCAACCGUCGAGCUAAAUGGCGUCGGGAAGAGAAACUGCGGAACCAGAGGCGCCAAGCAGGUGGCACUGGAGGGCACCUGAUCAUAAACAGCACUUUUGGCACUGUAGGCAGUGCUGUCUACCAGUCACUCCCCCAGCCUAUAGGGUCAGGUGCUAUGCUGGGCCAUACAGAAAGUGUCCUCAGCAACAACUAUGGUUCUCUUCCACCCUUAGCUCCCUUUUCCAUGGCCAACAACAGCCUCCCUAUUCAGCAGGCGGUGCCCCCUGUUGCCAGCCAGACAUCGUCUUAUUCCUGCAUGCUUCCUGGCAGCCCUUCAGUGCGAAGUUAUGAUUCAUACACACCCUCUCAGCUCUCCUCUCAUAGUCUGAACUCCAGCAGUGGGACCUCUACUGGGUUGAUCUCUCCAGGAGUGUCAGUUCCUGUGCAAGUCCCAGGUGGGGAUUCUGAUCUUGCCCAGUAUUGGCCACGACUGCAAUGAGCACAAAAGUGGUGGAGGAAAAAAAAGCAAACAAGCAAAAAGGAAGGAAGGUUAAUGGAGAGAAAAGGGCUUUUCCUCUGCAGGGGGAAAUACAGGAAUGGUGAAAAACUCUCAGGGAAGGGAUGGCACACAGGGAGAGCUUCCCUGCCCUUCCCUCUUUGUGUCUUUAAGUUAGGCAACCUCAUCUGUCUUGGUUCUAAGGCAGCGUUUUUCAACCUUGGUAACUUUAAGAGCUGUGGACUUCAACUCGCAGAAUUGGUCAGCCAGCAUGGGGAAUUCUGGGAGUUGAGAUCCACACCUCUUGAAGUUGCCAAGGUCGAAGAAUGCUGCUCCAAAGCUUCUCUUGCCUCCUUCAACAUUUGUGUGUGCAUCUACAGCUGCUCUAUGCCCGGUUGGCAUUCUGUCCCAUAAGCCUCCUCUUCUUGUUUCGCUCCAGAGAUAUCUGCAAGGUCUGGUCAAAAACGUCAAGAUGGAGGCCAGUUUCAGUCAUGCUGCUGCAUACUCCAUCUUGACGUUUUUUUAACUAGACCUUGCAGAUACCAAAAAUAGAUCAGGAAGGAAAUGGAACAUCUUUGGGGGGAAUCCAGCAUAAAGGAUUUUGGGAGGAGGGAAGAGGGGCAAAGAGAACUAGUGUCCCUUGCAGGAAUAGCUGCAAAUGGCAGGAAAUGAAUAAUGAAUAAAAGAAAGUAAGUACAAUAUAAAAGAAAGUUGGAACCUUGGACAGUAAUGCUUAGCAAAAGCUUGAAAAGGUGGCAGUGGUAUUCAUUCAUUCAUUUACUUCCUUACAAUUUAUUUGUCUGACUUCUGAUUCCCACCUUUCAAAUGGGAAUCAUUGGAUGCAGUGGGAAGCACAAGAAUGUUCAUGAGAGGAAAAAUAUGCACCAAUCCUCUUUUGACCUAUUGCAAAAGUCUGCAGGAAAGCAUAGGAUACCUACAUUGGCAAGUUUUGCAAGGGAUUGUGAGGAUGAAAAUCCCUCCUGUAGUACUGUGGGAAAAUUAGGUGGUGCAAAGGUUACUAGUUUACUUCACUGAUGUGUGAUAUUCAGUAUUUUGGUUUUUUAAAAAAAAAACAAAAUUGCCCUUUUCCGCAUAACCUAGUUUCUGCUAUCUGCCCAGCCCCACAUAUUUUCUCUCCUGCAUGCAACUCAUUUAGCUGAAUUUUACAUGGACCUCAGAGCUUGGGAUGUCUGCUCUCCCCCUAACCACUUACAUGAACACACAUACUACUUGUAAGUUCAAACUGUUUCAUGUGUGUUAAUAAAGGAUCUGUGUACAUAAUACUCCAUAUGUGUGUGUGUGUUGUAUGUGCACAUGUAUGCAUGCACAUGUGAACAAUACAGUCACAUCAUCCCAGUUCUAAGUAAUAUGGUCUUAUGCCAGAACUGGGAUAGUGAGGUAGAAUGGGAAAGAUAAGAGGCUAGAGAGAGGGAGAGAGGAUGUAUUAUUACAAUGCAAAAAUGUAGUACACAUCUAUUAAAGCUGCAUAAACAAAAGAAAACUCAAUGUCAGCUUUUCUGUAAGUUUGAUUUUAGGUUUGGAUAUUGUGGAGGAGAUUUUAGAACCUAUCUGUUAUAAGUUAGUGUUAAAGCUGCCUCUUGCUCUCUCAGC